Baudoinia panamericana UAMH 10762 is the source of this 1464-nucleotide messenger RNA. RefSeq lists its product as uncharacterized. Gene Ontology annotation, cellular component: cytoplasm. Gene Ontology annotation, molecular function: pyridoxal phosphate binding; serine binding; zinc ion binding. The transcript is spliced from 4 exons. Bases 1 to 1464 code for a protein of 487 amino acids. NCBI's taxonomy places the organism in Eukaryota, Fungi, Ascomycota, Dothideomycetes, Mycosphaerellales, Teratosphaeriaceae. The record is from RefSeq and is a predicted model, not a curated record. Gene Ontology annotation, biological process: folic acid metabolic process; tetrahydrofolate interconversion; L-serine catabolic process.
AUGUCGGUCGACAGCCAGCAGAAGCUCCUCGGGUCACAUCUGGAGGUUGCGGAUGAGAAGGUUUACAACAUAAUAGAAAAAGAGAAACGACGGCAGAAACACUUCAUCAACCUCAUACCUUCCGAGAACUUCACGAGCCAAGCAGUGUUAGAUGCAUUAGGCAGUGUCAUGCAGAACAAGUACUCCGAAGGCUACCCGGGCGCGAGAUACUAUGGCGGCAACGAGUUCAUUGAUGAGGCAGAACGAUUGUGUCAGCAGCGAGCACUUGAUACUUUCGGGCUGAAGGAGUCCGAAUGGGGUGUCAACGUACAGCCUCUGUCCGGCUCGCCCGCAAACCUAUACGCCUAUUCGGCAAUUUGCAACACGCACGACCGCAUAAUGGGACUUGACCUGCCGCAUGGUGGACACUUGUCGCACGGCUAUCAGACGCCAACUAGGAAGAUUUCGGCAAUCAGCAAGUACUUCGAGCAGCUGCCAUACCGGCUGGACGAGAAGACAGGCCUGAUAGAUUACGACAAAUUAGAGGAGCUGGCGAUGCUUUACCGGCCGCGCAUCAUUAUUGCCGGUACAAGCGCAUACAGCAGGCUUAUUGACUACAGUCGUUUCCGGCAGAUCGUGGAGAAGCUCGGGAACUGCUAUUUGCUGAGUGACAUGGCGCAUAUCUCGGGCUUGGUGGCUGCGGGAGUGAUACCGAGUCCGUUCGAGUACAGUGACGUGGUGACGACGACUACGCACAAGAGUUUACGGGGACCCAGAGGCGCUAUGAUUUUCUUCCGGAAGGGCACGAGACGGAUAGACAAAAAGACCGGUAUAGAGGAGAAGUACGAUCUGGAGAAUCCUAUCAAUGCAUCCGUGUUUCCGGGGCAUCAGGGUGGACCGCACAAUCACACCAUUACCGCUCUAGCAGUGGCGUUACAUCAAGCACAGCAGCCGGAGUUCAAAGACUAUCAGCGAGCUGUACUCGAGAACGCCAAAGCACUCGCGGCACGCUUGGGUGAAGGCAAGGACAAUGGCGGUCUAGACUACAACGUCGUCAGUGGCGGUACUGACAAUCACCUCGUUCUCAUCGAUCUGAAGAACAAGAACAUCGAUGGCGCUCGCGUGGAGCGAGUUCUGGAGCUCGUCGGUGUCGCUGCCAACAAGAACACCGUCCCUGGCGAUCUGUCUGCCAUGAAGCCUGGCGGGCUACGCAUGGGUACGCCGGCUAUGACGACACGAGGCUUCACGACGAGCGACUUCAAGAGGGUUGCGGAUGUGGUGCAUCGCGCGGUCAACAUUACGAAGAUGCUGGAUGGCAAGGCGGUAGAAGCGGCGGAGAAGAAGAAUCGAAAGAACCCGAAGAGCGUCAAUGCUUUCCGUGAGUACGUCGGUGAGGGAGAGGAAUGUGUUGAGAUUGUUGAGCUGAGACGAGAGGUGGAAGACUGGGUCGGCACAUUCUCCCUGCCAUGGGAUAGAGCGUCGUAG